AUGGCAUCCGCAUCUGCGUCCCUCCUUCAGAAGGCCUUCCUCGCCGGAUCCCCCCUGAAACUCUCCGCGACUUCCGGCACCGCUCUCGCAGCCACCAAUGUCUCCCUCGCAGCGCCAUUCCGCAAGACCACAGCCGUCCGGGCCAUGUCCGGAAGCCACGUCGGCGAGAUCGCGAGCGUCAAGGCCCGUCAGAUCAUCGACAGCCGCGGGAAUCCGACGGUGGAGGUUGAUCUGACGACGUCCAAGUCCAGCACCGUGUACCGCGCCGCCGUCCCUAGCGGCGCGUCGACGGGGAUCUACGAGGCACUGGAGCUGCGCGAUGGAGAUAAGAGCAAGUUCGGCGGGAAGGGCGUGCUCAAGGCCGUUGCGAACAUCAACAACAUCAUUGCUCCCUCGCUGAUCGGCCUCGACCCGAGGGAUCAGCGCGCCAUCGACGCGCUGAUGCUCGAGCUCGACGGCACGCCCAACAAGUCGUCGCUCGGCGCCAACGCCAUUCUCGGCGUCUCCCUCGCCGUCGCGCACGCCGGCGCUGCUGGCAACGCGGUCCCGCUCUACAGGCAUCUCGCCUCCCUGGCAGGAGUGGAGACGCUGAUCAUGCCCGUGCCCGCCAUGAACGUCAUCAACGGCGGCAGCCACGCGGGCAACAAGCUGGCGAUGCAGGAGUUCAUGAUCCUCCCCACUGGCGCCUCGUCCUUCUCCGAGGCGAUCCAGAUGGGAUGCGAAGUGUACCAGGUGCUGAAGGGCAUCAUCAAGAAGCGGUACGGGCAGGACGCGUGCAACGUGGGCGACGAGGGCGGGUUUGCGCCCAACAUUCAGGACAACAAGGAGGGGCUGAUUCUGCUGGUGGACGCGAUUGACAAGGCGGGAUACACUGGCAAGGUGAAACUGGGCAUGGACGUGGCAGCAUCUGAGUUCUACACCCCAGACCACAAGUACGAUCUGAACUUCAAGCAGAAGCCCAACGACGGCAAGGACGUUAUCUCAGGACAGGCCCUGGCAGAGCUGUAUGAGAGCUUCGUUAAGGAGUUCCCCAUCGUCUCGAUAGAAGACCCCUUCGAGCAGGACGACUGGGUGAACUGGGCGGCGCUUAAAGCCCUGCUGGAUGUGCAGAUUGUGGGGGACGAUCUGACGGUCACCAACCCCAAGAGGAUUGCCGAUGCCGUUCAGAACAACGCGUGCAACGCGCUGCUGCUCAAGGUGAAUCAGAUCGGCAGUGUGUCGGAGAGCAUCACAGCAGCGCAGGACGCCAAGGCAGCGGGGUGGGGGGUGAUGGUAUCCCACCGCAGUGGCGAGACGGAGGACACCUUUAUCGCUGACCUCUCUGUGGGGCUGGCCGCUGGGCAGAUCAAGACAGGGGCUCCCUGCCGUAGCGAACGCCUGUCCAAGUACAACCAGUUGCUCCGCAUAGAGGAGGAGCUUGGAUCCAAUGCCAUCUAUGCUGGCGAGAAGUUCAGAAGCCCGUGA
Messenger RNA from Closterium sp. NIES-65, 1464 nucleotides. The record is from the annotation of a GenBank genome assembly. NCBI's taxonomy places the organism in Eukaryota, Viridiplantae, Streptophyta, Zygnematophyceae, Desmidiales, Closteriaceae.